Drosophila willistoni is the source of this 2326-nucleotide messenger RNA. RefSeq names its product kanadaptin. The record is from RefSeq and is a predicted model, not a curated record. The transcript has 4 exons. Gene Ontology annotation, molecular function: protein binding; mRNA binding. The coding region runs from base 64 to 2112 and encodes 682 amino acids. NCBI's taxonomy places the organism in Eukaryota, Metazoa, Arthropoda, Insecta, Diptera, Drosophilidae.
UCCGAGUCAGCUGUUGCAAUUGUUUACUUUAAACACACAAAUUGUUUUUUUUUGUAUCGCAACAUGGACGAGUUCAAAGUGCCCGCUCCGCUGCCUAAGCUGAAGCCCGUCGUGGUGGAAAAGCCAAAGAGCGAUACAGAAUUGACCAUAACGAAGAUCUCUCCUCCUGUUGCGUGCCCCUACAAAGUUCCCAAAUGGUCACAGCCAAAUUUGCCAGAUGCCGAACACAAUUACAAGUUCGAGGUGCUCAAGUCAGGUCAAAUUAUCGAUGAGGUAAAACUACGGAACCAGGCCGUCUGGACAUUUGGUAGACUCCCAGAGAACGAUGUGGCGGCUGCUCAUCCCACAAUUUCCCGGUACCAUGCUGUGCUUCAGUACAAACCGAAAUCCACAACAGAUGAGACUCUGGAGGAGGACGCUAAGCCGACGCAGCCCGAAGGCUGGUACAUUUAUGACUUGGGAAGCACACACGGUACAUUUCUCAACAAACAACGGGUGCCGUCGAAAGUUUUCAUACGCAUGCGAGUGGGUCACAUGCUUAAGUUGGGCGGCAGUACACGGGCUUACAUUCUACAGGGUCCCAGCGAGGACGAAGAGCCAGAAUCAGAGCUGACCGUUACAGAACUGCGGGAGCAACGUGAACAGCAAGCAGCUGCAAGUAUUGCAGAGAAAAAACGUCAAGCCGUGGAAGCAGAGGAACGCGAACGUAACGAAGGCGUUUCCUGGGGUAUGGGCGAUGAUGCCGACGAGGAAACCGAUCUCACGCAUAAUCCCUAUGCUUCUACCAACAAUGAAGAUCUUUUUUUCGACGACCCCAAGCGCACACUGCGGGGAUUCUUUGAGCGCGAGGGCCUGCACCUAGAGUACAAGUGCGAUGAACUGUCGCAGGGUUCAUUCGUAUGCCGUGUUGAGUUGCCUAUAGAUGACUCAAAUGGGAGGCCUAUCGUUGUAGAGGUAACUCACAAGGGGCGUAAAAAGGAUUGUGUGGUGCAGUGCGCCUUGGACGCCUGUCGGACUCUAGACAGGCAUGGCGUAUUGCGUCAGGCUAAUCAGGAGUCACAAAAGCGUAAGCUGGUCAAGGCUGGAGACUCUGAUGAUGAGGACGAAUUUUGGGAUCGCACAGGUGAUGUAGCACGCAAAAAGCAACGUAAAGCGAACACAGUCAUGUGUGAAACUCUGACCUAUGACGAUUUGCUCAAACAGGAAUGUGAACUCCACUUAGAAAUGGAAAAAAUCAACAUGGAGAUCGCAGCAUAUCAGUUAAGAGAAAAGCGUCAGAAGGAACUCACUCUUAAACAGCAACGGGCCAGCGAUGAUUUAGAUAAUUUUAUGGACACUCUGACCGAGGAUGUAGAGCAGGUCGACAAGACGGAAAUAAAAAAACUAAGGUUGGAUCUACAACGCAUCAAAGUCGAGCAACAAAAGAUCGAGCGGCUGAUCAAAAUUGCGAAACCAACGGCUCUACCCUAUUCAUCAACUAGUGCAAAGGAGAGCAUACCAUCCACCCAAGAGGAAAGCGUCGCUAAAAAGCAACUACCUAUGAUUGGCAAACGGAAUCAGUUUAGCAAAUUUAAAGUGGUUAAAGCCACGCCAAGCACACAAGUCACUUCCCACUUGAAGGCAUUCGCUUCGGAUGAAGAGGAAGUCGAACAGGAGGAGGAAGAAGAAGAAACAGUCAAGGUGGAAACAAAACCAGAUGCUACACCGCCAACAUCAACAAAUAAGAAUGAAGAGAGUCUUGAGGCUUCUAAUGCAAACGAAUCGCAAUUGGAGAUCCCUUCCUUCACAGAAGAAGUUUUGGCUGGACUUCUUACUGGUAAUGAAAAUACUCCCACUGAAACUGAAGCUAUCCAAUAUUCUACUCCCGCUGAAACUAAAGCUUUCCAAGAAUCUAAAACAUCCGAAGUGAUUGCUGAAACUGUCGAGGAUGCUGUAUCCCAGAAAAAGCCACGUCCAAGACAUCGAGAGCGCAACAAACCACGUCUCGAUGUGGACAUGGAUAUUAACGAGCUGGCAGAACAUGAGGAUAGCGCAAAAUAUGCCAAAUGGGUACCACCAGCUGACCAAAGCGGGGAUGGCAUAACACAUUUAAAUGAGAAAUUUGGCUACUAAUCGAGCAUUAAUCUUGUCGUAUUUAAAUAGAAUUAAGUAUAUUUAAGCAUACUGUAUUCGAACAUGUUUAAUCAAUUUAAAUUCAUUCUAAUUUGUAGUUGUGUUUAACAAAUAUUUGUGUCGAAUCUUUGACUUUCAUUAUUUUGAAGCAUUGCAAGUUGAAUUUGCAGUCUUCGACAUUUUUUAAGAUGAGUGCACAAUUAAUUAAACAAUU